Molecule: messenger RNA, 5608 nt
Organism: Bombyx mori (domestic silkworm)
Lineage: Eukaryota; Metazoa; Arthropoda; Insecta; Lepidoptera; Bombycidae
Product: P protein
Exons: 17
Coding region: 193-2634 (813 amino acids)
Biological process (GO): transmembrane transport
Cellular component (GO): membrane
Source: RefSeq, a predicted model, not a curated record
AAUCCAGUUGUGUAACAGACUUUGAGUGUAUCGCACGCGCAUUGAACGAUAAUAAUAUUUAACAUCGAAAUACGGUUUUAAACGAUAAAAUAAAUGGCUUCGUUGUGUUAAAAGUGAUUUAAUUUGAGAACUAAAAGUGCACAGUGAACCCAUUAACAAAUUGAUCAUUGUUAAAUGUGAUGCCAAGUGAAAAUGGCUGGCUGGAAGAGCUUCACAGAAUGGAUAGGUCUUUCGAAGCCACCCAAACGGGAGUUGGACAAGAGCCAGUAUUCGCUGGUAUCUUGCGGGGAACUCACCACGGACAACAUUCAGCUAUGGCUGGCUCUGCCUGACGAGGUGAAGAAUGAUCCUUCGUUGGCGUCCCUACGGCAGAUGUACGAGAGAGACGGUGCUGUAGAAGCUACACCGUUAGCCACAAAAUCGGGGAAUCCAAUCAAAGUACUGUCUUUAGUCGAUCCUUCGCCCACAGCAGUAGGAGAUACUGAAGUCUGCAGCGCGAAGAAAGACUCUAAUGAGACUCCCACGAUCACAGAAAUUAAAGGAGCAGACAAUGUACCAACAAACGAACAUAAGAAGACGGAAAAGAAAACGAAACCAGCCUAUUACAUCAAGAUGACAGUUCUGCUGGCGUGCUGGAUUUUCUUCACAGUCAUCUUCCUGACGCACGACGUUAAAAAGGAAACUAGGGGUGUCGCGUCCGUAGCGCCCGACGAAGUGAAAACUAUGACGUCUGCAUCUCUAGAAACGUCGCGCCCCCAUAGCAUCUUAAUCAGGGUGUCGGGACCGUUCUUGGCGGAGAACGACGAAAUCAAGCUCAAUGAUACAAUAAAAGAGAGAACCAAAAGCGUCACAAUGUGGCUUGAAAGCUCUCGGACGAAUGCUACGAAUUUGAAAGAGAAAUCCGAGAACUGGACAAUUUAUUUAGAUGAAGACGACACGUUGCCGGAUUUCGGGGGAGCCGAGACGAGAUCCGCGAUCUUGAAAUUGACGCCAGGGAUAUCUGCGAACGGGAACUGCUCCCUGAAAAUUGUGACGACCUCAAGGACCGUUGUAGCUUUUAGCGUGGUACAUAAGCUGGAUCCAGUGGACGAGAAUGUGGGUGUCAUAUACGCCUGCGUCCUCCUCGUCGGACUGUACGUCUUAAUUAUCUUUGAGAUCAUCAACCGUACGCUUGCGGCCGUGACGAUGUCUACAAUGUCCCUCGCAGCUUUAGUUUUGGCUGGAGAUCGGCCCGCCCUGUCCGAAGUCAUAACCUGGUUGAACGAGGAAACCUUGAUCCUCCUCUUCAGUAUGAUGCUACUUGUUGCUAUUAUGGCUGAAACGGGAAUCUUCGUUCGCCCGCCAUUACAAAGCCAUUACCAUUCGGUGACCAAAGGUAAACUAUGGCCGCUGAUUCUGCUGCUAUGCGCCAUCACUGCAACGGUGUCCUCUAUACUGGAUAACGUCACCACCAUUCUCCUCAUGUCUCCAAUCACCAUACGAUUAUGCGAAGUCAUGGAGCUGGAUCCGGUGCCGAUCCUCAUGUUCAUGGCGAUAUUCAGCAACAUUGGAGGCACGGCGACCCCUGUCGGCGACCCGCCCAACGUGAUUGUGGCUUCGAACCGAGCUGUCAUCGAUUCUGGUAUUAAUUUCGCCAAUUUCACAGCUCACAUGGCUCUGGGAAUAAUAUUAGUGUUCUGUCAGACGGCCAUGCAGAUAAGAUACGUCUUCCGUGAUUCGAAUAAACUUAGACUGACAGUGCCCAAGGAGAUCAGAGGCCUUAGCCAUCAGAUCUCGAUAUGGCGGCGGGCGGCCGAUUCCCUCCCGCACCUCAGCAAAGACGUGCAAGUCGUCAGAGAGAGGCUCGAGAGGAAGAUACGGAAGCUGACCGUGGAAUUGGACGUCUUAAUCAAGAAGAGCAACAGCCGCGCUUGCCCCGAAGAGACAUUCCAAACUACCCUCAAAGAAAUGAAAGAAAAGUACAAGAUAAGAGAUAAAGCUCUGCUGAUCAAAGCUUCAGUGGCCGUCUGCUUUGUGGUCGUGGUAUUCUUCUUGCACUCAAUGCCGGCUCUAGACCGCGUGUCCCUGGGCUGGACGGCGUUGCUGGGCGCGAUCCUGCUGCUGAUCCUGGCGGACCGCGAGGACCUGGAGCCGGUGCUGCACCGAGUAGAGUGGUCCACGCUGCUGUUCUUCGCGGCCUUGUUCGUACUCAUGGAGGCGUUGUCGAAACUGGGCUUAAUAUCGUACAUCGGAGGUAUCAUGGAACUGCUGAUUCUGAGGGUAGACGAGAGCUCCAGACUGGCAGUCGCCAUUUUGCUAACUUUGUGGGUUUCCGGUGUGAUAUCGGCUUUCGUUGACAACAUACCGCUGACAACCAUGAUGGUCCGCGUCGUGGUCUCCAUGGGAUCGAACUUAAAGCUCGACCUGCCUAUGCAGCCAUUGAUCUGGGCUUUAUUGUUCGGCGUCUGUUUGGGAGGUAACGGCACACUGAUUGGAGCCAGCGCGAAUGUGGUCUGCGCCGGUGUUGCGGAACAGCACGGCUACAAGUUCACGUUCGCCAGAUUCUUCAGGGUCGGAUUCCCGCUCAUGAUCGGGCAUUUUGUUGUAGCUUCCAUCUACUUACUGAUGUGCCAUUGCGUUUUCAGUUGGCAUUGAAAUUUGGCUUCCACUGAUUGGCGAGUCGCCAUGCCCUUCGUGAGCUAAAUUUUGCUGAGUGCAUUACCUUAAAGGCGCCUCCAGCAUCGCUCACAGAUGAGAGGUAGCCUCUCCUCUCAUAUAUCAAUAUCACUAUAUCUGGUCAGACACGUAUCAACAAUAUUAAUUUUGACAACGAUAUUAGUAUUAAUAAGUAAGAUGUGGAUUUAGAAAUUGAAUCGUUUAAAUAAUAAAUAGUUUGUAGACAGCGGCUUGGCUCUGCCCUUGGCAUUGUUGUAGUCCACGGGCGACGGGAACCACUCACCAUCAGCUGGACCGUAUGCUCGUCUUUAUAAAUAGCAAUCAAAUCGAAAAAAUAAUUAACCCUUUUAGUGCUAAGCUUAUUUUAACAUAUCGACGCUUGAAAAGCAAACGUGACUAAGCGACAAUAACUGCUUUGUACAUAAAUGAUAGGCAAUAACCAUAUUCGAUGCGCAAAAAAUUUAUAUUUCUAGGUCUAUUAAAAUCAUUUCAAUCCUACAGAUACUAACUAGAUUCUACUACAGCUAGAUUCGUUAAAAUAAAUUUUGUUUUCAGGUAUUUCAACUUUCAAUUAGUCUACUGUAAAGUUCAUACAUUGUCGCUUAGUCAUGUCUGCCUUUCAAGUGUCGAUAUGUAUUUUGCUUAAAGGAUUAUUGAAGAAAAGUACCUUAAUUAGCUUUUUAAAAAAGUUAUACGUGUGUGCGUUAAGACACGUCCGUACAGGUCAAUACAUAAUACCCUGUCAUCAAACUGCGCUAUAGUCGGUAUUCCGACGCUCCGCACUUUAUACGAAUUAAUAUAGAGUCUAUCUAUCGAUGGUUCGCGCUCAAAGGUUUGAGAGCUACCAGUCAAAAAUUUUAAAAACAUUAAUCAAUAGCCACAGAUUACAUCAGCUAGUAUUCAUUUACAACGCUACAGAUUAGAUUAGUAUUACUAGUAUUAUAUUUUAUAUAGUGUUAAAUCGAGCUGUGAUGUCGUAAAUGGCCAAAUCCUUCCAGUUUUAUUUUAAAGUAAGUAGAAGUUAGAACUUUUUUAGUGAAGUACUAGUGGUGAAUUUAUUUUGAAAGUGUCCAAUAGAUGGCGUUAGUUGUAAAAUUAAAUUGAACUAUCGACGUUUGUGACCAAGACUUAUUUAAGGUUAAUAAUAUUUUGUCUACAAUUCCAGUCAUCGUCCUCGUCGAACCCGUCGCUUGCGACGAAGGGCUCGACGAGUAAAUUAACCCACAGACACAGCCCACUGAGUUUCUCGCCGGAUUUUCGCAGUGGGUCGCGUUUCCGCUCCGGUGGUAGAUUCUGCGAAGCAGGGCUCUUGCUAGGAUUCGUGUUAGCAACGUCAUCAGGUUUGAGCCCAGAGAGCUCACCUACUAGUUAAGGCGACGCUGAUAUAGCCUCUCAAGGCUAUCAGCUUAGGUAGAAAAAAAACUAAAAAAAGUCUACAAUCCAUUCGCCAGGCUAUACCUACGGGCACAGCCUUUUAUGUUAACAGAUUAGGUAGAAAAAAAAAACCUGGAAUCCAUUUUGUCAAACAAUCAAGUGCUUCAGGAAACAUAGCUAGCUGUGACCGAUAAUGAAAAAUUAUUCUUUCAAUUCAUUUUGUGUCAUUAUCUACUAUCAUCUUAACAGUGUUUCCGCUAAUAUGAAAGACAAAAAUUAUUAGCUUGAAUACAUAUAUUUAUAUAUAUAUAUUAGCUAUUAAAUUAUGUACUUAUAUAUAGCUAUUAUAGAUAGGUAACUUUCACGGCAUUUGCCAGUAAGUAAAAAAUGAAGUGCUUCUAUAGCAGAUUAUUAUUGUCAACCAAAAUACACACACAGCUUUAUAAUAAAUUAAGUUUAAUACAUACAUAAAUUAUAGAUGGAUAAUGUUGUCGGAUUCUUCGAUGCUACUCAUUUUUUUUAUUGCAUAGAUGGAUGGACGAGCCCACAGCCCAUAGACAUCUACAAAGCAAUUAACCCAUUACUGCUUCACGGCAGAAAUAGGCAGGGGGGUGGUACCUACCCGUGCGGACUCACAAAACGUCCUACCACCAGUAAUUACGCAAAUUAUAAUUGUGCGGGUUUCAUUUUUAUUACACGACGUUAUUCCUUACCCGUGGAAGUCAAUCAUGAACAUAUUUAAGUACGCAUUUCAUUGGUACCUGCCUGCUGGAUUCGAAUACAGUUACAUCGCUUGAUACGACUGCUCCGGGCUUCUUAUCCUUUAGGCCACGACGACAAAUAUUAUCCUAAUGUCGACGAAUAACACCUAGUCGUCUAUGGAAACAUCAGAAAUAGUAGGUAUGUACAGUCACAAGUCUUAAUUAAUAUGCGUAUUAUCUAUGGUGACAAGUCUUUUUGGCGCGAACGCAAGGUUUGACGUCAGAAUAAUAAUAAUGAAAAUAAAAUAUGUAUGUACGUGUGAUUGAAUCGUAAAAAUUUUAAUAUUUAUAGUAAACUUGAAUAAACUCAAUGUUAUGAUUACAAACUGAGAAAUAUCGAAACUACUGGUGGUAGGUAGGACUUCUUGUGAGUCUACACGGGUAGGUACCACCGCCCCACCUAUUUCUGCCGUGUAGCAGUAAUGCGUUUCGGUUCGAAGGGCGGGGCAGCCGUUGUAACUUUAUACUUAAGGCCUUAGUGCUUAUAUCUCAAGGUGGGUGGCGCAUUUACGUUGUAGAUGUCUAUGGGCUCCGGUAACCACUUAACACCAGGUGGGCUGUAAGCUCGUCACCCAUCUAAGCAAUAAAAUGAAACUAAUUCGGUUGAAAAGUGUUUUAUAUGUGUUUAAUGUACUUAUGUAUUCCCUACUCUAUAAGAUUUGUGAUGUAUUAAGAUUUUUUUUCUAAGAAAAACACAAACUUUAUCUGUUAUAAAUAAUUAUAUUGCAAUGUUGCAUUUUUUUAUUCAUAGCUUCUUAUUUUGAAGGAUGCAACGCGGAACAUUAGAUUUGAAAAAAAUAAACUUUAGUUAAGUAAAA